This is a messenger RNA of Trametes versicolor FP-101664 SS1, 734 nucleotides long. RefSeq lists its product as uncharacterized. The record is from RefSeq and is a predicted model, not a curated record. Bases 28 to 609 code for a protein of 193 amino acids. NCBI's taxonomy places the organism in Eukaryota, Fungi, Basidiomycota, Agaricomycetes, Polyporales, Polyporaceae. The transcript is spliced from 5 exons.
GGCUUUGCUCAAGCUCUCUUCGAAACGAUGUCAAUCAACAUCAAAGACACUGUGAGGGCCAUCCGGGAGAUGAUCCCCAUUAUGGACCCCGAGGACGACUACCUCACUAUCGCCGCCGCAGAGGAGCAGAUGGCGAUGACACACGAAUCACGGCAGAAGGACAUGCACGACGCACACGUCAAAGUCAAACAGCUGGCCCGCAAACUCGAAGCCGCCCGCGCCUCGGCCACACGGCCCUCCACCAUCCCCUCCGCCGAAGAACACGCCGUGCACAUGAACGAUCUCGACGCGACGCGGCUCUCGCUCGCCAAAGCCAUCAACGACGCCGAGAGCGCGCUCGCAGCAAAAGAGGCCGAGCUCACGCGCUUUAAGGAGGAGACGCGGAAUCUCGAGUCGUCCGACCCGGCUGCGGAGCACGAGCUCGACUCUACUGCGCUACGCCUCGCGAUCCAAAAGGGCGCUGGGUUCGAGCCGAUCGUGGACGCACACGGACGGUUAUCCAAGGUGCUCGUUCGUGCGGAUUCGGGUGACGUCCACUGCGUAACGUUUGACCAGCCCAAAUCCGACGACGAGUACGCUCAACUGCUGUGGAACCUCGCCUCCUCAUAGUAUUCUCCUCUCCGUACCCCGAUACCCACUUACCCAUGGUCCAUAUUGACACGCCCACCUUAGCUUAAGUUAUCCUUCUCCCUGGUGUUACGAUAUGGAAUGUACGAUAAGCAGAACGCAAUAAG